Messenger RNA from Trachemys scripta elegans, 4297 nucleotides. RefSeq names its product family with sequence similarity 124 member A (gene FAM124A). The coding region runs from base 157 to 1893 and encodes 578 amino acids. The transcript has 5 exons. The record is from RefSeq and is a predicted model, not a curated record. NCBI's taxonomy places the organism in Eukaryota, Metazoa, Chordata, Testudines, Emydidae.
GCACACGCUCUCGCUGCCAAGGGAGAGGGGAGCCCGGCGGCCUGCGCUGGCUCCUCACCCCCAGCGCUGGGGGAGCGCGUGGCGGGAGGCGGCCGCAGCCAGCCGGGGGAGGAGGCAGGGGCCGCCGACCGCGGAGCUGGAGCCCUGACGCCUGCCAUGGAGAGGAAGCCGGGCGGCGAGGAUGACUGCGUGGACUCGGGAGCCGAGACAGGAGGAUCUGAGUACAGCCGCAUGUCCUCUACAAGCAGUGAACUUUCUGUGGAAGACAAUCAGGACCCUUUCCUUGUUAGUAUACAUAUCAUUGCAGACCCUGGUGAAUCCAAAGUUCUCCAGCAAGCCAUUGAUAAACUGUUAGCAUGGAUCCAUCCAGACCUCCAGUUGUUCCGAGUCUCAGAAAGACGGGUCUCAAGGAAGCACAGGAAGUCUGGUAAGGCUGCUGUUUCUCAGCCAGCCCUUGCAGUCAUUCUGUUUCUGCAGGAGGAAUAUGGAGAAGAACCAAUCUUACAGCUCCAUGAAACCUUUCAGAGACCACCUUGGCAUUACCACCAUACAGAACGAGUGCAAGGCAAGUUCCUCCCUUACAUGCCAUGCAGUCAGGACUUCUUCACUUUGGCCCAUGGGACCCCUUUGUGGGCCAUCCGCCCAGUGCAUUAUGGGAGAGAAAUUAUCCGCUUUGCCAUAUACUGCAGGAAUGAAAACUUUAUUGACAUUAUGAAACUGUACCAGUUAAUCCUGAAAAGACCGGUGUGUCAGAAAAAGGCGGACUUUUGUGUCUUUCCUGUCUAUUCUAACAUGGAUAUAGACAUUCAGUUCUCUUUAAAAAGACUCCCUAAGGGCCAGAUUCCAACCCCUACAGAGUCAGCGGUGCUGGAAUUCCGAGUAGAAGAUGUUGGACAGCUUGUUCCUCUCUUGCCCAAUCCUUGUAGCCCAAUCAGUGAAGGCAGGUGGCAAACAGAAGACCAUGAUGGGAAUAAGAUCCUCUUGCAGGUGGAAAUUUCCUUUCUUCUGUCAACAUGCAAAACGUUAACUAGCAGCCCUGGAUUCUUCUCAUCAGAUCAGGCACGUAUUUGGUAUAGGAAGUCUGCUAAGCAGAACAAGCUUCAUUUCCCAUCUUCAAGGGAUUCCCAUUUCACUCCUUCACCAAGCUACAUUUCUCACAGUCACAGACCUGCCCCUGAUCAAACUAGUGAGCAUCUGAACUCAGCUGGUCAAAUCAAGCUGCAUCGGGCAAAUGGCCUUGGUCAGUACCUUGGCAUCUCCCAGCAGGACUUGAGAAAUGGUGACCGAGGAGACUUCACCCGAAGAUCCAGUAGUGCCUCCAGCAUUUCAUGGUCAUUUCAGCGAAGCAAGUCUCUGUUCUGCUUGCCCACAACAAGCUCCUCUCCGGCCUCUGACUCCUUUAACUUUAGUGAACCGUUUCAGAAUUUAAAUACUGGGUCAUCUGUGAACAGGUUAAAAACAUGGAGAUGCAGCCCCAAGCUUAACAUUGAGAACUUGGAGGGUUCACAGGAAACUGAUGUCGACACAGGGAUGAAGCUGUCCUUCUCAGAUCUGUCUGUGGUCUCAGCCUACUCUACCUUUAAUGGAUUUUGCAGUGAUUUGGAAGCUGCUCUUCCCUCACAAAGGCAAAGUGUCAGUAUAUCUAAACAGGCUGUCUCCAGGGGAAGGCCGUUGUCAGCCAUGUGCAGUACCCUUGAGCUCCCUAGUGGUUCACUUCCAUCUCUCUCCGAGUGGUCUUCCAGCUCUUUCUUGUCAUCUUCCGCAUCCCCCUUAGCAUCUCACUGCCAACUCAGACAGUCACCAGGAGCAACCCCUUGUUCUCUGAAUGAUAGGAAAACAACUGGCAGCAUUCAUCCAGGCUCUCCAACCAACGAGGAGGAAUUCUACAUCUGAGCUUUCUCCAUGCUGAACCUUUUAAUGUAAAUUUGUGCAUAUGUGAAUUACAGCAGUGCAUUUCCACCAUCUGAGCCAUCUGUGCUGGCAAGUUCCUUGCUCCUUCCUGAGGGGAGGGUGUUACAUCACUAAAUGUUGUAAAUGUGGUAAAAGGUUCCCACACACCACUGUAAUGGGUGCCUCAUAAAUGUGUAUUAUAAUAUCAGGUGAGGUUGUGUCCACUGGAUUCAUGUGGAGGGGAACCUCGAUGUGUAGCUGUGCAGGUAGGAGGUUUGUGCUCAGUGUCCUUCAGCUCUGGCGAAGGGGGUUUGGGAGACUGACCCUUAGCAUGUAGAGCAGGAAGUGCCCAGGGAUGCACGUUAACCCACCUUCCCCUGACAAGUAUCUGUAAAGAUGCUGAAAAGAAAAUACAACCUCAAGCUGCAUUAACUUUUCUGAGAAGCUCUCUCCACACUGGCGAACCCUUCCCCACCUCCUUUAUGAGGUUCCAGAGGCAGCUAUGAAAAGGGCCGACCCUAGCAACAUGACUCCAGUAGAGCCAGAUAAGGAGGCUGAGGGCCCCAGAACCAUUGUAGAGGCACAAGCCUCCAGCUGAUCUUUGAGAAUCUGCAGAUUCGGGGAGAGAACGUCCUGUUUGCUCCAUGGGGAAGAAGGAACCCGCACCAUAUCCCCAAUCUGAUGGACCGGUUUUGGGAAAAUGCCAUGAGGGGAACCUUGAGGAGCUUUUCUCCCCAUCUCUCCCCCAUCCCUCCCCCCAAGUCAAAAGUGUUUUUCAUCAUAUGGGAAGGGAGCAGGGCGACUCACUGUUAAAAAUACACUGCAGCUCCCUAUUUUUAGGGGUUUGUUAUUUUGGUUGUAAAAAAUUCACCUCAUAUAUAAACAUAGUAUUGGUGGUCCCAGCCCAAUUUCUGUGUAAAACAAAUUUCUUGCCAAACUUGUCUGAAUUUUUAAUUUAUCUAAAGGGAAAAACAUGUAGAAUUGUACUGGCCUUUUUAUCAAGUUACAUUUUGGCAAGUUGUUUCAGUAUAAUGUGGCAAGCUGUUAUGGUGUAAUUACUUUUGAUAUUUUGGAAAAACAUUUACAUGGAGAAGCCAUUAGUCUGAGAAAUGGCUAAGUACCUUUAUAAGGAUUUUUACCAUCUAUUUCAAACUUUUCUGACAAUAUAUCUCUGUGUUAAACACGACUGACGCUGAAUGUUGUUCUGGUCUAGGCACUAAGAACAUUACCUGGUUUAAAGUAGUGUUUACAAAACUGUAUUUAAUAAUAGACAGGUACAGCUGCAGAAGAUCCACUCUGAUCAGUCAGUAAAUAAAACUAGGGAGGAAGAAUGAUCUUGUGUGUAUUACUCCGCAGCGUUACUCAGAACAAUACUAUUCAUUUUAAAACAGCCUAAAUAAAUAGUUACAUAAGAGAGUGGAACAGCUCCAAAAACCUUCAUUUUAACCCCCAACUAAAUAUACAGUUUAUACUAUUCCACUAACCAUCCUUAAAAAAAAAAAAUGCAGUCUGGAAGAAAUAAAUAUAAAAUCAUUCUGUUUAAACACCAUUAAAGUUGUAACCCAAAUCCACAAAAGGCAGGAAAUUGACAGUAAAGGCUUGAAGGAAUUGGCAGUCAAUUCACUGACCCUCCUUUAUGCUGUUCGGCAUUUUUUGCUUUUUUCCCCCCCACAGUGAUAGAGAAUGGUGCAUCUGCCUCAUCUAGAGUUUCCUGCCUGUAGUCAGCUACUGAGACAACAUGAACUGCCUGGAAACCUUGUCUUCUGUAUUAACUAUAAAAAUAGGAUUUUAUUCCAGAUCUGGACACCCAGCUGAAUAUUAGCACUUUCCCCACCACUACCACCCAGAGCUGUUUGGGUUCACUCCAACUUUUGAUAAACGACCCUGUUCAGAGAUGCUUGGAAGCAGAAACAGCAUGAAUGAGGGAUUUAACAUGGUGUUUGAAUGUUUACCAACUAUCAGCCUGCUCCAAAGCCCAUCAAAGUCCGUGGGAGUCUUGGGGUUUAGGUCAGUCAGACUUUAGGGUAUGUCUAAAAAACCUGCAGCAUCGAGUCUCAGAGGCUGGGUCAGCUGACUCGGGCUUGUGGGGCUCGGGCUGUGGGGCUAAAAAUUGCAGUGUAAACCUUCAGACUUCAGCUGGAGCCCAGGCUCUGAGACUCAAUACUGCAGGGUCCUUUGCAGGGUCUCAGAACUGUUAGAGCACAGUAGGCCUGAUUUGCCACUGUCAUGGGCUAUAUGUAAUUAUUUACAACUGGGCAAAAUAUGUGUAGAACACUACUCGAUCAGAAUGGUAGCAUUUUGCACUCACUUGGCAAAUGACUAUGCAAGGUGCAAGUCAGUGAAGAAUCAGGCCCAAUAGGUUUAGACCAGGGGUGAGCAAACUACGGGCCGGAGCCAUUUUAAGCCG